This is a messenger RNA of Priapulus caudatus, 6334 nucleotides long. Its product is annotated as ligand-dependent nuclear receptor corepressor-like protein. Lineage: Eukaryota; Metazoa; Priapulida; Priapulimorpha; Priapulimorphida; Priapulidae. Gene Ontology annotation, molecular function: DNA binding. The record is from RefSeq and is a predicted model, not a curated record. The transcript is spliced from 13 exons. Gene Ontology annotation, biological process: regulation of transcription by RNA polymerase II. Bases 9 to 1895 code for a protein of 628 amino acids. Gene Ontology annotation, cellular component: nucleus.
GAAGAAAUAUGGCUGAGUGUGGAGCAGCUCGUUGUUUGCAAGACAGGAGAUGUUUUCGCAAGGAGCUGCAAAAAUGGAGACAAAAUCUUCUAUACAUGCUAGGUUACGAAUCUAUAGCAGAGGGUAUCGUCGGAAGAAGUCGAUGGAACAAUGUAAUGAAACCCUUGAAUGAGAACCAACCUACAGAACCAACAGAUUGGAAGCCAACCGAAAAUUGUCUACUGUGUCAGAACAAGAAGAUAUCAGAAUCGGAAACUGUGUUAAGAAGCCAACCCUUGGAAACUAGUAGUGCAAAGACACUUGAAGAGAAGGUUACCAUAAGGUACUUAGAAGAGCUGCUUCCAAACUGGUCUCCUAUGGUACCACCCCACUAUCCAGUUCCUGCUGCACCACCUGACCCGGACCAGCCUCUUGACUUGUCAAUGACCUCGAAGGAAUGCGCCAUGCAGAGGAUAAAGAUUAACUUGCGUGAAAGAGAGCAACAGAAGAUGAACUCCAACGUCAUCAGAGUGCCAGAACUGAAGAAGAAGCAGGGCUUGGAAGGGAAACUGAAGAAGGUGAGGCCGGGGGAGGGGCCUAUGCGGCGCAACUACACAGAGGACGAACUGCGGGCUGCAGUCGAUGACAUUCGUAAUGGCAAGCUGGGAACACGCCGUGCCGCUGUACUUUAUGGCAUACCGCGUUCGACGCUGCGCAACAAGGUGUACAAGCUGGAAGCAGAACAGGCACACGCGUAUCAGAAGAAGUCUCAAGUGCCCAGCCGCUCAACUAGCCCGGCACAAUAUCCGUCGGCCUCACAGAGCCUGCGUGAUCUCAUACACAAGAAAAUCACGGACAGCCUACAAGCAUCGCCAAACGGGGAUACAAAGCCAGAGAAAGUGCCAGAAAAGCCACUGAUGUUGUUUCCGGCUGCGGCCACCCGGCGCACCCUCACUAGCCGAGAGCUGCUAGAAAAGAAGCCUAGUGACCUGAAGGAUAAGUUAAAGUCAUCUAUUCCUUACAACAGCGACAUCAGACUUCCAUUCCUGUCUGAGUUCAUCCGCAAUCUGACGGAGGAACGGCUGCAGGAGGAGAGGAAGAACGUGGCACGUAUCAACGGCGACGACUCUGCAGAUUUUAUCCUGAAGAUUCCGUCCUACAAGCCGACACGGCCACUGACGACCACAGACAUUCUGAGUACGGAGAGCAAGGCGUUUGGAGAUGCGCUGAAGAGCAUCAUAGCGAAGAACAUCAGCGAGCACGUGCGCAACCACUGCUACCAGUCACAGUCGGCUUCCCAGUCAGAUGAGGAGGACAGUGUUGGCAGACCCUCUUCCAGCAGAGGCCGAGAAUCCACCGGGAGCAACAUGUACGUGAAGGACUGCAAGCCAAUGGGAAAGGGGACGAGGCCCAAGCGUGGACGUUACAGGAACUACGACCACGAUAACCUCGCAAUGGCUGUGCAGAGUGUGCAGAGAGGAGAGAUGAGUGUGCAUAGAGCUGGCACCUUUUACGGUGUUCCACACUCCACGCUCGAGUAUAAAGUGAAGGAGCGCCACCUGUUGAGAAAGAGAAAGAUCCAGGAUCAGAAGGAGCAGCAGCGAGUGGAGCGUCUGCAGCGCAUCGGCCUGUACGGUGGCGACCUCAUAGCAGAUGACUCGGGCGACAACUCUACAACCAGCUCGGUGGAGAGCGAGGUGAAGAAGGAGACGGGCAGCGAGUCCAGCCAGGUGUUGGCAUAUGCGCCUGUCCAAAUGCAGCAGGGCUCGCUCUACAUGUCCGAGCUGCUCAAGCAGCUGAAAGGCCGGUAUGACCAGGCGAUGGCUGGGACCUCGCCGCACAUGGGCAGCUGGCCACGAGACAGUGUCAUCAAUUACGUUCAGGGAAACCUGCCGCCUGCACCUGGCAACAACUGACAGUCGUUCGCCAAUAGCAACAGGUACUGCACCGACUCUUUAGCACGGUAGAUUAUAGAUCGACAUACAUCCUCAGAAUUAAUAACCUCAGUGUUCUACCUGAUUCUGGAUCAAGACCGGUAUUUUCCCCCAUGCUGACCUCGUUAUAGGAUGUAAUCAGGUUCGCAGGACUUCGUAUGUUAGCACAUAUGAUAUUGCUUAUUUAUAGUUUGUGGUAUCAUUGCUCUGACUAACGUCACAGGAAAGAAAACCUGUGUAUUUGCCUGCCAGAGGUAAUGUGUCAGGCAGAUGCCUAAGUCUUCUUUGAAGUGUUGUAUCUGGUCAACAGGUUUUGCAGUUAUGGGUAUGAAUAUUUGCAUGCGUUAAGCAAUCUACUUUACCUCGUUCUGUUAGCAGGGAAGGAUUGACUUGUAUAAUAGUGUGCGUCAUGAGUAUUUAAAAAGGGUUUUGUUUGUAGUCAGUGUAAGGUAAACAGUAUUAUAACGCAAUAGUUACAGUCAAAUCGAGAAAUGUCGUUUGUGAGCUGAUUUUGAAAGUGUCGAAAGUGCAUCCUUGCAUUUAAAAUUGAUGAUCAUAAAAGGUACGUGUUUGCUCCUUAUUUAUGUUUUAAGUACCACCUGGGUUUCACUCAUCAUAGCUGCAGUUGCAGUGGUGCUUUUCUUUCUAAAGGAUGUGGCAUCCCAAUAGCUUGUUAAAGUGGAGAGAUGCAAGGAUCGCUUAUAAUUAUCUUGGAAUUGCCUAGAAAUAUUUUUUGUCAGACACUGGAUAGGAUUGAGCUAUAUCAUGCAGGUAUUUAUUACCAUGUAGGUGUACAUUCUCUAUUUCAUGAUGGUUAAGUUAACGUCCGCAAGAAUGUUACUUACAAAAUGUUUUUGGGGGUAGUGAUAUUAAACUGCAUAGAUAACCAAAUAUAGUCAUUCACUUAGUCAAACGCUUGUCCGAUUCAGAUUAUUUUUGGACAAAAAGAGCCUGAUAUAAAAAAAUCAACAUUUAGUAUAUAGGAUAUACAAUCUAUAUGAUAACAAUAUGUUAUUAUCGUGAUGUAAAAUCAGCAUUCCAUAUCAGAUCAAUCUUGUGUAUUUAAUACAUGACUAAUUCUAUUAUUAUUAUUAUUAUUUUUAUUACAACUAUUAUUAUUAUAUAUAUAUGUGAACUAUAUGAUGAUAAUUAGAUUGUAUACGUGGUUAUAUUUAUUUUCACAUUUAUUUGAAUUAAAAAUUAUUUACUCUGUCGUUAAGCUUAGUUAAUAUGUAUUUUCAUUUCAUGUGAUAAUUCAACCUAAAAUGUUCUUAUGGAUUAUAUUUAUGUAUGAGUGGUAGUCAUUGGACUUUUGUUGUUAUGCGAGGCAUAACUAACUUGUAAUGGGAUGAAUCGUUUCAAAAGUUAACAGUGUAUAGAACAUUCGACGUAGGAGAUUUUCGUGGAUCGUUGCUGUGAAUCUACAAUGCACAUUGGUAGUGAGCAUGGGUUAGUUGUGUCGGGGAUUUAGAGUCACAGAAGAGACACGUUUACACAUUCCAGCUCAUGCGUUUGUGAUGUAAGAAUACUCUGCAGAGUCGUGAAUCUCGGAGUAGGUAGAUACCAUGUGCUAGAGUAAUCCCUGCUGCAUACUAUGUAUGUGAGUGAUGCGGGUGUAGUAACUGGAUGCCAAAAUGUGGCAGACGACAAUCCAGGGGCUCACGUAUCACCCACAGUGAACUUAGGUAUGUGUUAGAAGUGCAGCUCAGCUGGCUAGCAAAAAACUUAAAUAAUGGUAAAACCACAGAAAAACGAUUUAGAUAUUUUAUUAAAUAGUCACGAGCUUUGUCAGUUUAUUAUGCUAUAUAUAUAUUAGCAUUUAUACUUUUUCUUGCCUCUCCCAGUAUAAAACGUGGUCUUUCAAGCUUCACGAUAAAGGUCUGUGCCUGUCUUUCUGUGCCAUAUCAACGACGGUGACCUGUGUUGCAUGGAUGUUUGUAUUUCGGUGAUCAGUCUUUUGUGUUUAGCACGUUUAAAGGGAAAAUAUGGAAAAAACGUCUGGGUUUUGCCUGGCGUGAAAAGACCAAAUAUUUAUAUAUACCUGUUGUGAUGUUGGCCAGCGUCGGAUUAUAUUUGCAUAGUGCGCAUUAUUAUAAUAGUCCAGCAGUGGUUUGUUAAUGUUGUUUUUCUCGUAUGAAGAUCAUCGUCACUGUGCCUGUAGAUUAUCGGCAGUAUCUCGAAGGUGGGCGACAGGUCGCCGUCGUCGCCGGGACGUAGUGCGAACUCUCGUCGCCAUUUGCACGCGUGUGGCCGCAGACGUGUUGUCGGUGAACACUAGGCACGAAAGCGCUAGAAGUCGGAAGCUUCUCACUGUGUUCUUGCGUGGAGUGCGUGGUCCCUGUGGCCACUGAGUCGUGGGAAUGGCACGUUAAGAGGAGGGCAGCUAGACAACAUGAUUGGAAUGCUGGCCAGCAUGGGCAAUUCGUGGAAUAGCCACGCCAAAGAGCACACGAGCAGUGGGACUUUUUUCUUUAGUGUCUGGAUGACAUUAAAUGUUAGUAGCACAACAUGUACGACGUGCUGUUUACAUUUCUUAUAUAUAGGGUAAGGUUAUAAAUCUUUCCAAUUAAAAAAUUAAAUGAUCGAAAACUACUAUUAUUACACCGAUGUCACUGUAGAGUAGAACUAAGCACAUUCAUAGUGGUGUAGGUACGAAGCACUCGCCUGUCUGGUAGAUGACGUAUAGGUGAGUGUGUAAGAUCAAAACUUGACCAUUUAUUGUGAUACUGGCUGUCGAAUUGCUCUAUAUCGAUACGUUUCACUUGCUAGUCUUGUGAUUACUUCUGUUACUAGUCUCCUGAAUACAGACACUACCUACUGGACCAUGUUCCAGUGCAAGUCUUUACAUUCCACUAGGCCUCUAUGUCAUGCUACUGCGUCAAUCACCUCCCUAGUGCUAUUUCAUGUAAUGCGUUAACCGAGAUUUUAAGCACAGCGCUUUAAGCGCGAUAUGUGCCAUUCAUUUGUUUAAUCAAAGGUUUACCACUUGGUGUAACCUGAGAGUAUGUUUUUGUGGGCUGUAGCAAGUCUGCAGUACUGCUGUGCUUUUCGUUACUAGUAUUUAAGCAGUAAGUACCAGUCAUCCGUACAGUAUUAGAGUUUUGUAUCGUAAUGUAAGAUUAAUGUGGGUCCCUCGGACCAGCUUACUAAAAUGAAAACUGCUUAACAGCUGGCAUUAUCAUUUUCCUAUCGGAGUGUGACUUUCUGUGCGCGUGUAUAUACGCAUCAGCCAACUGAGAAGGACCAAUUCCCAUAGUUAGGGAAGUCUGGGGACCAUAGUCGUCGUUUAUACGUAGCCAUUGAAUGUAUCGUGUGGUACAGACGGUACAGUUCCGGUGCACCUGUCGAUCUUAGCUAUGACAUUGACAUUGUACAGAAAUAGUUUACUCUAGUUUGUAUUUGUGCAGAUGCUAAGCGCACAUUCUGGCGUGUACUGGUCACUCGGGCACUUUGCCGGUUGCUUUACCCACUGAGGUCAAGAGUUAUUUUGCGCUUUGGUUAUCGCAGAAGCUCGUUGUUUUGUGAUGUUUUCUUUCCUUGGCUGUGGCGCAUAGUCAGGGAGUGAUCACUCUAUCGAUUUCCAUGUUGAAAACGUUUCAGGUGAACAUUUAUUAAAAGCAGGAAGUAUUGUUGGGCUUGCUCCCAAAAUCCUCAUACGCAUAACAGGUUUAAACCGACAGGAAACGGAAUAGAUACGGGCUGUUGAGAUACUGUCCUGUUCAGGACUAUGGUAUUUACAUUUAAUGCUUCAGUCAUCAGGUCUUUACUUUGUCACCUCGAUGUCACUUUGAAUGUUGGUGGGUAACGCAGCUUUACACGCAAUUAUAAAGGCCAAAUCAGGAGUAGUGUAAGAGAGCUCACAAACCCAGUAAUUAACCGACAUUCAAGGUGCAUCUUUAUCUCAAGUUUUUAUAUUUGUAAUUGUGAUGUAGUGUCUACAAGCGUUGUCUCUUAUUUGGAGCUUCAGUAGGCAAGAGACGUGUGUGCUUUGCAUAAACCUUUGCCUAGAUCAGCAUUGCGCAGUCUUCCGCACACUGCUGCCAUGAUGUGGCCAAAUUUUUAAUUGGUCAGUGUUUAUCUUCUCGUGUAUUAUAUAGUGUUAGCCAUGAGUGGAGUGUCUGUGCAACGAGUACUGUGUAUGGUGUCUGGUAGUGGUUUGGUGUACGAGGCAGUGAAGACGUAUGGAAAAUAUUCAACUCUUUUCCCCCGGCCUUGUGAGGCAUAAUUUUGACACCAGCCAGCAGUGCAGUCAGUAACUGGAGGAAAAGAGUUGUUUGUUUGUUGCUUGUUUCAGUGAUGUUGUGAUAAGUGCUAUGGUUCCAGUCACUCAGACAUUCUGUUGGUAAAGACAAAAGUCAUAGUGAAACCAAAGGUGUUUGUGAGUCAUGUUAUAUGGACAGUAAUAAAGUCAUAUUUAUGAA